CAGACCGGUCCUCCAAACCUGUAAAGAGUCAACGAACCCCCGUAACCCAACCCGCAUCAUUUCUUCCAAUUCCAUCACAAUAAACUACAGAUAUGGUGGAUGUUGUUACCGAGCUCAGACAAUACCUCUUUGCAAAUCCUGACGUCUAUAGAGCAUUCGCAUUAGCCGUUCGCAUCGUCCUUCGGAUGAACAUUCCGCAGUUGGAACAGCUGGGGAUCAGGAGUUUGAAUGAUUACCUCGAUUUCUAUGAGACGCUUUUGAAUUGGGUGCCUACGGAGACGAGUGAUGGAAGGAACAUUUACUAUCACUUGUGCAUUUUCUACUUCAUUUUGGACCAGCUCCCCUUGAGGCUUCUUCAAACUCCGAUUCUUCCUACUUCCACACCCCCUUACACCUGGCUUUCAGACUGGGUUAUUUCCUUUGCGAAAGCCAUGGGUGCUAACAUGGACAAACCCGAAUCGUUGACCCCAGAGUCGCUUCAGACCUUCUACGAUGCUCCCAGUUACCGGAUGGAAGACUAUAUCGUGCCCGAGGGGGGCUGGCAGAACUUCAACGAGUUUUUCGCCCGGGAACUUAAACCUGGGCUUCGGCCCAUCGAUGCUCCCGAUGACUCUAGGGUCAUCGUGGGUUCCGCUGAUUCCGUCUUCGACGGUUUCUGGCUUAUUGAAGAUGAGGGUGUGGUUUAUUUGAAGUACAUUCCGUGGCCAGUUAAGCUCCUGCUGGCAGAUAGCGCUUAUGGGGAUCAAUUCGACGGCGGUGCCUUCACGCACUCCUUCCUCGCACCAAACGACUACCAUCGUCAGCAUGCACCGGUGUCCGGUACAGUUUUGGAAGCGAAAGUCAUCCCCGGCCUUUGCUAUCUCGAGGUCGAGGCAACGACCGGCACCGACGGAAAGAUCUCUUUCGGAAUGCGAAGAGGCCUUCCGGAGGCCGAGAUCGGUCGUGGAGCGCGUAAGUGGCGUCGGAGGCGUGGCGAGGUGCCUCCAAAUGAUGACAUCAACGCCCCCAACUCGCCUGGUUAUCAAUUCCUUCAGGCGCGUGGACUCAUCGUUAUCGAUAACCCCGUCCUUGGUCUAGUUGCUGUUUUACCCGUCGGAAUGGCGCAGAUAUCGUCGGUCGUACUUUCGGUCCAGCCUGGCCAACAAGUGGAGAAGGGGGACGAGAUUUCUUACUUCCAAUGCGGUGGUUCUGAUUGCGUUAUUGUCUUCCAGAAGGGGGCUAACGUCCAGUUCACUGCUACUAUCGGCGAACAUUACAACUACGGCGAAAAGAUUGCAGAGAGUGUACCCGAUGAUUGAUGAGCACUGAAUCUCAAUGGUCUCGAUGACACCCCCCAUCUCGAUGCAUGUCUCUUCAGAAACCUGCACCUCACCCGUCUUCUAGGAUUGCUUUGCGCCUCUUGGAAUUUUGUACUUCUAUCUCAACUGUACCAACAUGUUCUGUCGUGCUUGUCUUGUAAGUUCCAAAUGUUGCCCUGUUUUUCGAUGUCAAACAAUCAAGUUAUCAUGCGGUCGUAGCCGGGAUACCAGCCAUCCUUGUUAAUAAGCUGU
Cantharellus anzutake is the source of this 1550-nucleotide messenger RNA. RefSeq names its product phosphatidylserine decarboxylase-domain-containing protein. Gene Ontology annotation, biological process: phospholipid biosynthetic process. Lineage: Eukaryota; Fungi; Basidiomycota; Agaricomycetes; Cantharellales; Hydnaceae. The transcript has 2 exons. Bases 93 to 1298 code for a protein of 401 amino acids. Gene Ontology annotation, molecular function: phosphatidylserine decarboxylase activity. The record is from RefSeq and is a predicted model, not a curated record.